This is a messenger RNA of Cololabis saira (Pacific saury), 5418 nucleotides long. It is a transcript of the gene pde1cb, whose product is annotated as phosphodiesterase 1C, calmodulin-dependent b. The coding region runs from base 456 to 2342 and encodes 628 amino acids. Gene Ontology annotation, molecular function: 3',5'-cyclic-nucleotide phosphodiesterase activity. The transcript has 17 exons. Gene Ontology annotation, biological process: signal transduction. NCBI's taxonomy places the organism in Eukaryota, Metazoa, Chordata, Actinopteri, Beloniformes, Belonidae. The record is from RefSeq and is a predicted model, not a curated record.
CGGAUUGCGCUGCCCUGCCGCCCGCAUCCCCUCGUUGCUGGAAGAGCAUGGCACGGCUCCAGGACCCCUGCGGUCGCACAGGAGAGAAGUGAAAACAUAACUGAGAGACCAGAGAGGGAGAGAGGAAAGAGGUGCAGUUGGACUGUUUCAUGACUGUCACAGCUGCCUGAGCGCUGCGCUGCACUGAGUUGAGUUUCAGUCACACACAGCCACACACAUACACACUCUCACUAGAAGAGAGAAAAAGGAAGGAUGGCGGGCAGUUUGUCGCAGCUCUGGGGGCAAAUGUGAACGAGGAAACCUCGGUGACAUCCUGGGUUUCACCACAUCGCAGCCUUCUCUCCCUUCGUGGUACGUCUUCCUCACUGCUCGCGCUCAACAGGGAUUAAACUUUUUACAUUUCCCCUCCUCCCCCCCCCAUCUCUUGUUGUAUCUUAUUCGGAAACCUGUCAGACAUGGAGUCUCCCACCAAAGAGAUAGAGGAGUUUGAAAGUACUGCUCUGAAGUACCUCCAGCCGGAACAAAUAGAGAAGAUUUGGCUCAGGCUUCGGGGACUGCGCAAGUACAAGAAGACGUCCCAGAGAUUACGAUGUCUGGUGAAGCAACUGGAGAGAGGAGAAGCCUCACUGACUGACCUCAAGAAAAACCUUGAGUAUGCAGCAUCAGUGCUGGAAUCCGUUUACAUUGAGGAGACAAGGCGACUGGUGGACACAGAAGAUGAGCUCAGUGACAUCCAGUCGGAGUCGGUGCCUUCAGAGGUCCGGGACUGGCUGGCCUCCACCUUUACGAGACAGAUGGGUCUGAUGCUGAGAAGAAAUGAAGAAAAACCACGCUUCCGCAGCAUCGUCCAUGCCGUUCAGGCAGGCAUUUUUGUUGAAAGGAUGUACCGACGUACUUCCAAUAUGGUGGGACUCAGCUACCCCGCGUCUGUCAUAUCUGUGCUUAAGAAUGUUGACAAGUGGUCGUUUGAUGUGUUCGCCCUGAACGAAGCCAGUGGGGAUCAUGCCCUUAAAUUCAUAUUCUACGAGUUACUCACAAGAUAUGAUCUCAUUAGUCGCUUUAAGAUCCCGAUCUCUGCGGUGGUGUCUUUUGUGGAGGCUUUAGAAGUUGGAUAUAGCAAGCAUAAAAACCCCUACCACAACCUCAUGCACGCAGCUGACGUCACGCAGACUGUACACUACCUGCUGCUCAAGACUGGCAUGGUGCAUUGGUUGACUGAGCUUGAGAUCUUUGCCAUGAUCUUUGCGGCGGCGGUGCACGACUACGAGCACACAGGGACCACAAACAACUUCCACAUCCAGACAAGGUCAGACACAGCUAUCCUGUAUAAUGACCGCUCGGUGUUGGAGAGUCAUCAUGUCAGCGCGGCCUACCGCCUGCUGCAGGACGACGAUGAAAUGAACAUCCUCUACAACCUCUCCAAGGAUGACUGGAGAGAAUUGCGAGCUUUGGUGGUGGAGAUGGUGCUGGCCACAGAUAUGUCCUGCCACUUCCAGCAAGUAAAGACCAUGAAGAACUUUCUCCAGCAACCUGAAGGCAUCGACAAGCCCAAAGCUCUGUCCCUGUUGUUGCACACGGCUGACAUCAGCCAUCCGGCCAAGAGCUGGGAUCUCCACCAUCGCUGGACAACCUCCCUGCUGGAGGAGUUCUUCAGACAGGGGGACAAAGAAGCUGAGCUUGGGCUGGCGUUUUCUCCGCUCUGCGACAGGAAGUCCACCAUGGUGGCGCAGUCCCAGAUCGGGUUCAUAGACUUUAUCGUGGUGCCCACCUUUACUGUGCUAACAGACAUGAUGGAGCGUAUUGUCACGCCACUCAUCGAAGAGGCCUCUCACUCAGGCCUUGCCGCCUUUAGACGCUCAAGUCUGAACAGUAUUGGCUCAGAUGAAAGUAAGAGACACAGUGUGAAGAGCAUCGGCUCGGACAGCGGUUCAUCAGGCCAAAGCCCUCUGCUGACGGCGGACAUUAAGAACUUCAAAGCCUUGUGGAAUGAGGAGGUUUAUCAAAACAGAGAGAGAUGGAAAGCCCAGGCUGCUAAAGAGGCGGAGGAGAGAGCUAAAAAGGAAGCGGAAGAGCGAGCUCAGCGGGAAGAGACUAUGGAGCCCCAAGAUGCCCACAAAGAAUCUGAACCGAAGGAGAACAAGUUGGAGGAAGGAGUGUCUGAGCAAGCAGAGGUCAGCAGACCACAGGAUGGGAGCACAGGGGAACCAGACGCGGGAGCGCAGCCCAGGAACCCUGCACACCAGAAUCCCUCACUGCAGAAUGGAGAGCUGUCAGAAGGUGCUGAAACUCCAGAUGUCGAAGAAAACAGCAACAAAGGAAUGAGUGAGUUAGUGAUGGACUAACCGCGCAGGGGAGCAUCAUGCCCACGUGAACCUGCUGUGUGGGACUUUUUGGAGGAAAGGCCAUUAGCUGGACUAUGUCGCCCUCUAGAGGCCACAGAGAAACUGACACCAACGCUUACAUUUGUCCUUUUUUGUGCGCAACUGUUAAAAGCUUUUCUUUAGCUUUUACCACGUUUAUCCAUUUUUCACCAUGUAUGCAGAAUCAUGUGCAUUAUUCUCUCCCUCCUGCUCACUUGUGAAGAUUGAAUCACUUUAAACAGCAGCAUCAAGGGUGAAAGAGGAGUUUUUAUUGGAUGCUGUGUCUUUUUGUAAUUCCAUUUUUAAUUUGCUCUUUGUUGUAUGUUUAACUCGACCACAGAUAUAUAGAUGUUGUACAAAUCAAAUUCUUAGAUGCAUUAGUUUAGAUAAUGAAUGAGAAGGAUGCGGAUGGAGGCCUGUGUAAUAUUCAGAACAGACGCAUGAUCAGAGGAACUUAUACUACUGCUGCACAGCAUGUAAAAUAUCUGUAUGUACAGUACACUGAGGUUUGACUCACCACUCUUGUUUUAUUAUCAAGCAAUCCUUAAACAACUCCACUCUAAUUUAGAAACCUUUUUUCUUCUGCUUUGGGAAGCUGAAGCUUCAAUUUCAGCACCACAUGUUGUGGUGUGUUUUUAUCUCAUAGUACUUUCCUCUCACAUUGUGCAGUUCCAAUGCAUUUGAGUUCCCUGCAACCAGGUACAUAUUAUUUUGAGUGUUUUUGUCCUCUUUACUGAGUCUAUUGAAAGUUUGUUCAUGUAAAGAUCUGAGGUGGGGAAAGAAAUCCAACCACAGUCCAGUAAGGAGAAUAUUUUGGAGAUAAAAUGUAAGAUAGCUGUUGUGAAAAAUGUCUAAAAAUUAGAAAGCAGCUUUUUUGCAAUUCAAACAUAUCACACCUGCAAAUGCAUUUAAGUUUUCUCUUGUAAAAUAUGACUUUUUUUUUGUAUAACUGUCUGCAAUUUUGCAUUUAUGUCCUACUAGAUGUGUCUAAUAUCGUCACACUUCUUGAUGCCUUCUAAUGUAUAUUAAGCUGUAGCAAAAAGUCAAUAUUAUUGCUGAAGAAAAUCUUCUCUUCUUUUCUUUUGCAGUGCAGUUUUGUCGCAGAAAUUUGCUCGUCAGCGUGAUGUUUAAUCAGUGUGUUUACAGUGCGCUCGUACACCUCUUAGCUGGCCGAAUCCCAUCAUGUUUUCUGUGAUGCUUCAGAGGCUGCGACUUCGAACUGUAUCUGCCUCCUGGUUGUUUGCCAUGUUUUCAAGGCUUGUAAUGUUGUGUAUAGACGACGCAGUUGUUGCUUACUGUGCAUAUGUAAUAUAACUAACCCAUGGGAUGCUGGCUCAGCUCUCACUAUAUACUUAAAAUGUAUCAUUUGAAGGACAUAAUUUAUUUAUUUUUUGGCAGUAUUUGCAUAUUGUUGGACAUUUAUGUUCCUAAAACCAUACUUUUUUUUAACUUCCCCCCCAUGUUUUUUUUUUAAAUGACUGAAAAAAGCGUUAAAAUGUUGAGAAACAUGCCAUUAUGCUUCCCUAAUCCCACCCUGCCCAUUUUUUUAAUUUAUUUAUGUUUUUGUCAUUGUAACACGACCAUGGUGGGAUAUAGCGGUUUCUCAUGCACUGAAACGUCAUGCUACGCUCUACCUAGAAGAGACAGUCGGUGGUUAGCAAGCCAGCUGGCUGAAUGUGUGCCUCUAUCUGUACUUUUCACGUCACACCUUCCACCUGUACCUAAUUUAGUGAUGUCAUUUGAACCUAUGCUUAUCCAGGUACAGUCAAACUAGCGAGUGUCUUCUGACAAUGUAUCACAACUAAGGAAUCAUCAGAAAUGUCUGAAAGGUCAGCGCUUUCAUGUUGCAGUUUAUAGUAUUUAUAUUGGUAUAUUUAAUGCUAUAUUUUGCUGAUUUUCAAUCACAGAAGUGUAUUUUCUAGCUGUUCUUUGCUGUUUAGUGUAUUUUUGUUUCUUCCAUUGUACCGCUUUCUCCGGUUUUAAGCUCGGUAUGUCCUCAACAUGUGAAGAUGUUGUCCUUUUUUCACUUUAACUCGCUCUUUUCUGUCUUUUUUUUUGUUUGUUUCUUUGUUUUGUUUUAUUUCAACGUCAAAACUGUCCAUUUAAAGUGCAACAGUCUUAAGCUUAAGAUUUCAAUCGUUCUCAGAAUAGGCUGCCUGACACUUGGUGAAGGAGAUCAUAUUUUCUGCACCAAGGGACCAACACGCGUAGUCUUGUAGUCUGCUCGACCUUCCAUUUGCUACUGUGAUGGCCUACUUUAUGAACAUUUAACAGGACUCUAUGUCGACCAUAUUAGGAAAUGCAGCUGUAUUUGCAGACACGUUAAGACUUCUAAACAUCGUUUUUUCAUAUUAGUGACAAUGAAACAGGUUAUUGUUGUUGGUUUAAUGCUUCGUUUCCUUGUUUUGUCUGAAUCACUCUGUAAUGACUGAUCUCAACCUUUCUGGGUCGUACGUAUGUAAAGGGUAUGUAAGUGCGAAUGUGUGCGUCACAAAAUACUUAAUGUGCAUUUCUGAACUCACUGUGAUCUGCUCUGUCGAUGGGUGUGUGAGUAUUUGCGAGAGAGAGAGAGAGAGAGAGAAAGAGAGAGAGAGAGAGAUUUAAAAUAAAAAAACAAAACAAAGAAGAGCGAUGCAGUGGACAGUGUAAACUGCCUGAACAAGUCAUUUUAGAUCCAAGCUGAUACUGCUGAUACUGCUGAUUAUAAAACUGUAACGCACAUUCAGGAUAAAACUGAGUUAAGCAACAACAAAUAAAUACAUUUAGAGAACGAGUGACACAUUUUAAAGACGUGAGAAAUGCGCUUUAUCUGACAGCAGGUUGAUACUGUCCACUACAUCCCUGAAUAGACUGACUGACUUGGAGUAAUUGAGCGUGUGUGUGUGUGUGUGUGUGUGUGUGCGUGCGUGUGUGUGUGUGUGUGUGCGUGUGUGUGCGUGUGUGUGCGUGUGCGUGUGCGUGUGUGCGUGUGUGUGUGUCACUGUCACGUGCCGGCCAGGCAGCCGUGUGUGCCACCAUGCUCUGUGACUGCACAGCCGUAUCAAUAAAUCUGGACUCA